Molecule: messenger RNA, 724 nt
Organism: Dendrobium catenatum
Lineage: Eukaryota; Viridiplantae; Streptophyta; Magnoliopsida; Asparagales; Orchidaceae
Product: hydroxymethylglutaryl-CoA synthase-like
Exons: 4
Coding region: 1-459 (152 amino acids)
Biological process (GO): acetyl-CoA metabolic process
Molecular function (GO): hydroxymethylglutaryl-CoA synthase activity
Source: RefSeq, a predicted model, not a curated record
AUGAACGUUGCCACACAGAUGCCUCCUUUGGCCGAUGCGAUUCCUCUUCCGCUUGAAAUUGGCCAUGCCUUUGUCACUUCCCUGAUUGAGAAAUAUCGGAUUGAUCCAAAGCAAAUUGGCCGCUUGGAAGUUGGUAGUGAAACAGAGAUAGAUAAAAGCAAGUCUAUUAAAACAUGGCUCAUGAACAUUUUUGAGGAAUAUGGGAACACUGAUAUUGAAGUAGUUGAUUCUACAAAUGCUUUUAAGAAGUUUAUUGCAGUUUAUGCGGAAGGGCCAGCUCGGCCUAUUGGUGGGGCUGCAGCUAUUGCAAUGUUGAUUGGACCAAAUGCUCCAAUUGCUUUUGAAAGUAAAUAUAGAGGGACUCACAUGUCUCAUGUAUAUGACUUUUAUAAGCCUGUACUUGCAAGUGAAUACCCGGUUUGCCAAGCUCGUUUUCCAUUUCUUAAACCGGCAUCGUAGAAACCUUUCAGAAAAUUUGGCAUUUCGCUGGGCUUAAGAGCGCAAGGCCGCAAGCUGGUUUCGGAGGAAGGGGGUGGCUGACGCUCUUGUUUCUCCCUGGUCGCUCCGAAAGAUUUGGAUCCGAGGAUUUCACUUUGAGAAGGAGCCGACGAGAGGAGGAGGACGAGAGGAAGAGGACGAGAGAAAUAGCGUCCUCUCUUUUACCCGAUCCAGGAUUUGUAAGUUCAAAGGAGGUAGUUAAGAGAUUUGAGAUGGAUUUGAAGGG